Molecule: messenger RNA, 776 nt
Organism: Python bivittatus (Burmese python)
Lineage: Eukaryota; Metazoa; Chordata; Lepidosauria; Squamata; Pythonidae
Gene: NT5C
Product: 5', 3'-nucleotidase, cytosolic
Biological process (GO): pyrimidine deoxyribonucleotide catabolic process
Cellular component (GO): mitochondrion
Molecular function (GO): 5'-nucleotidase activity
Source: RefSeq, a predicted model, not a curated record
CCCCGCACUUGAAAAGCUCCUUUGCCUUUCCGUACCGCCGGCUCCUUUCGGCCAAGAAAAGCCUCGACUCCUCCUCCACCCCCUCGCUGGCCUACGUUGAGGACUUGGGGGCGGCGCGACAGCCCCCCUCUCUCUGCCGCUUGAAAGACAUGGCGGGCGGCGCUGCUGCCCCGCUUCGGGUGCUGGUGGACAUGGAUGGAGUCUUGAGCGAUUUCGAGGGCGGGCUGCUGCGCGGCUUUGUCGCUUCCUACCCCGGGGAGCCCCACGUGGAACUGGCGCAGCGAAAGGGCUUUUCAGCGCUGGAUCAGUACCGGAGCCUGCGGGAAGACUUGGGGGAGAAAAUAGCCAGUGUCUACGAGUCACCUGGCUUCUUUCUGAGUCUGCAGCCCAUCCCAGGAGCUACUGAAGCAAUGCAUGAGAUGAUUCAAAUGCCCAACACUGAAGUUUUUAUUUGCACAAGUCCUAUACGGAAAUAUGAAUACUGUGUAGCAGAAAAGUACAGAUGGGUUGCUAAGCACUUGGGUCCUCAAUUUGUGGAGCGACUAAUUCUGACCAGAGAUAAGACAGUUGUUUCAGCUGAUCUGCUCUUUGAUGACAAGGACACCAUUAAAGGGGUGGAGCCAAAUCCAAGCUGGGAGCACAUCUUGUUCUCUUGCUGUCACAACAAACAUCUAAAGCUACAGCCAUCGCAGAGACGGCUUGAAUCUUGGGCUGAUGACUGGAAGGCAAUACUGGAGAGCAAACGCUCCAAGUAAUACAUAAAGGGAAGAACAUUU